Molecule: messenger RNA, 4770 nt
Organism: Trichosurus vulpecula (common brushtail)
Lineage: Eukaryota; Metazoa; Chordata; Mammalia; Diprotodontia; Phalangeridae
Gene: DIP2A
Product: disco interacting protein 2 homolog A
Exons: 38
Coding region: 1-4740 (1579 amino acids)
Cellular component (GO): cell surface
Source: RefSeq, a predicted model, not a curated record
AUGGCGGAGCGGGAGCGUGGCGGCGGCGGAGGGGGCGGCGGCGGGGGUCUGGAGGCCGGGGCGCUGCCGCCCGACGUGCGCGAGGGCCUGGCUGAGCUGGAGCUGGAGCUGUCGGAGGGUGACAUCACUCAAAAAGGCUACGAGAAGAAGAGGGCCAAGCUGCUGGCACGCUACAUACCGCUCAUUCAAGGUGUAGACCCCUCUCUACAAGCAGAGAACAGAGUCCCAGGGUCCUCGCAAACUCCAGCCACGAGCUCCAAACAGCAAAAGGCACGCUCCGCCAAUGCGAGGGAUGAGCGAUUCCGCUCUGAUGUCCACACCGAAGCCGUACAAGCUGCAUUAGCCAAAUACAAAGAGAGGAAGAUGCCCAUGCCUUCCAAGAGGCGCUCUGUCCUUGCGCACUCCUCUGUCGAGACCUACACCCCUCCAGACACAUCCUCGGCCUCAGAAGAUGAGGGCUCGCUCCGGCGGCAAGGGCGACUCACUUCCACUCCGUUCCAGAGCCAUUCCAACGUAGAACCCUGGCUUCAUCGGGUCAUUCAGGGCUCCUCCACCUCAUCCUCCGCAUCCUCCACUUCAUCCCACCCGGGAGGGAAACCUGCUGCCGCUUCCAAUACAGCUCCCGCCGCCGCCGCUGCCGCCACAGUGCUUGCAGAUCUCAUGGCCCACGCUCAGCUAGAUAACCAUCCUGCACCUCCUGAUGUGACCACUGGCCUUGUAGAACUGCCCCCCCAUGAGCGCCCACAGGUUGCCUCUGUGAGAGGGGUCCCUCGAGGCUAUAGCAGCAGCAUAUUGGAGACAGCUGAUGGUGUUCCAGUGAAUAGCAGAGUGUCUUCAAAAAUUCAACAGCUUUUAAAUACCUUAAAGAGACCAAAGCGCCCUCCUUUGAAGGAAUUCUUUGUGGAUGAUUUUGAAGAACUGUUGGAAGUCCACCAGCCAGAUCCCAAUCAGCCCAAGCCUGAGGGAAGUCAGAUGACCGUGCUCCAAGGGGAGCCAUUAGGUGUGGUUUCCAACUGGCCUCCAUCCCUCCUGGCAGCCCUGCAGCGUUGGGGCACAACUCAGCCCAAAGCCCCCUGUCUCACAGCCUUGGAUACCACUGGGAAAGCCAUCUACACCCUCACUUAUGGCAAACUUUGGAGUCGAAGUGUAAAGUUGGCAUACACCCUCCUUAACAAGCUCACCAGUAAGAAUGAGCCCUUGCUUAAACCUGGAGACCGAGUGGCUCUCGUCUUCCCGAAUAGUGACCCUGUGAUGUUCAUGGUGGCAUUCUAUGGGUGCCUCCUGGCAGAACUUAUCCCUGUGCCAAUAGAAGUGCCAUUAACGAGGAAGGAUGCUGGGAGCCAACAGAUUGGCUUUCUCUUGGGCAGUUGUGGGGUGACACUGGCCCUGACCACCGACGCUUGUCAGAAGGGGUUGCCCAAGGCACCAACGGGAGAAGUGGCCACAUUCAAAGGCUGGCCUCGCCUAGUUUGGUUUGUGAUAGAUGGGAAGCAUUUGGCAAAACCGUCCAAGGAUUGGCAUCCCUCAGUGCGGGAUGCCAGUGCUGACACCGCUUACAUCGAGUAUAAGACGAGCAAGGAGGGCAGCACGGUCGGGAUCACCAUAUCGCAUGCCUCCAUGUUAGCUCAGUGUCACGCGCUAACCCAAGCCUGCAGUUACUCAGAAGCGGAAACUUUAACCAAUGUGCUGGACUUCAAAAGGGAUGCUGGCCUGUGGCAUGGAGUCCUGACUAGUGUCAUGAACCGAAUGCACGUUGUCAGUAUUCCUUAUGCCCUCAUGAAAGUGAAUCCCCUUUCGUGGAUCCAGAAAGUGUGCUCAUAUAAAGCCCGGGUGGCGUUAGUCAAAUCCCGAGACAUGCACUGGUCUCUCCUGGCCCAGCGAGAUCAGAGGGACGUCAGCUUGAGCUCCCUGCGGAUGCUGAUUGUAGCCGAUGGAGCUAAUCCGUGGUCAGUAUCAUCCUGUGACGCAUUCCUCAAUGUCUUUCAGUCCAGAGGGUUGAGACCCGAGGUUAUCUGCCCCUGUGCCAGCUCCUCUGAGGCGCUCACUGUUGCCAUCCGCAGGCCCCCUGACUCUGGUGGCCCUCCCCCGGGCAAAACUGUUCUAUCCAUGAACGGCCUCAGCUAUGGCGUGAUCCGAGUGGACACAGAAGAAAAGUUGUCUGUGUUAACCGUUCAGGAUGUUGGCCAGGUCAUGCCUGGAGCCAGUGUGUGUGUGGUGAAGGUGGAAGGCACUCCUUAUCUCUGCAGAACAGACGAAGUGGGAGAAGUGUGUGUCCACUCUGGAGCCACUGGGGCUGCCUAUUACGGCCUGCUCGGGAUCACCAAGAAUGUGUUUGAGACGAUUCCAGUCACAGCAGGAGGUGUGCCCAUUUCUGACCGGCCUUUCACACGGACAGGAUUGCUGGGCUUCAUUGGGCCAGACCAGCUGGUGUUUGUCGUGGGCAAGCUGGACGGGCUGAUGGUGGUCGGCCUUCGCAGACACAAUGCAGAUGACGUGGUGGCCACCGCUUUGGCAGUAGAACCGAUGAAGUUCGUCUACAGAGGAAGAAUAGCCGUGUUCUCAGUGACUGUCUUGCAUGAUGACCGCAUCGUGCUGGUGGCGGAGCAGCGUCCAGAUGCGUCAGAGGAGGACAGUUUUCAGUGGAUGAGCCGUGUCCUGCAGGCAAUAGACAGUAUCCAUCAGGUUGGCGUGUACUGUCUCGCCCUGGUCCCCGCCAACACUUUGCCCAAAGCUCCACUCGGAGGAAUCCACAUCUCUGAAACCAAGCAGCGCUUUCUCGAGGGCGCUCUGCAUCCCUGCAAUGUCCUCAUGUGCCCUCACACGUGUGUCACCAACCUUCCCAAGCCUCGCCAGAAGCAGCCAGAAGUCGGGCCUGCCUCCAUGAUCGUUGGGAACCUCGUGGCUGGGAAGAGAAUAGCACAGGCCUCAGGGAGAGACAUCACGCAGCUGGAGGACAACGACCAGGCAAGAAAGUUUUUGUACCUGGCGGAUGUGUUGCAGUGGAGGGCCCAGACCACCCCAGACCACCCUCUGUUCCUGCUGCUGAAUGCCAAGGGCACCGUCACCAGCACUGCCACCUGUGUCCAGCUGCAUAAGAAGGCCGAGAGAGUAGCCGCUGCCCUGAGUGAGAGGGGCCGGCUGAGCGUUGGCGACCAUGUGGCUUUAGUUUACCCCCCAGGUGUGGACCUCAUCGCUACCUUCUACGGCUGUCUGUACGCUGGAUGCGUUCCCAUCACGGUGCGCCCCCCUCACCCCCAGAAUCUCGCCACCACUCUGCCCACUGUCAAGAUGAUUGUCGAAGUCAGCAAGUCCACGUGCAUUCUGACAACCCAAGCAAUAAUGAAGCUGCUAAAGUCCAAGGAAGCGGGCACUGCUGUGGAUGUGAAGACGUGGCCAACCAUCUUAGACACAGAUGACCUCCCAAAGAAGAGGGUAGUGAGUGUUUUCCGGCCUCCCUCCCCCGACAUGCUGGCUUACUUAGACUUCAGCGUUUCCACCACAGGCAUAUUAGCAGGAGUCAAGAUGUCGCAUGCGGCCACAAGUGCCUUAUGCCGGUCGAUCAAGCUUCAGUGUGAGCUGUACCCAUCCCGGCAGAUCGCCGUCUGCCUGGACCCCUACUGCGGCCUGGGCUUCGCCCUCUGGUGCUUGUGCAGUGUCUAUUCAGGACACCAGUCCCUGCUGGUCCCUCCACUUGAACUUGAAAACAACGUGUCCUUGUGGCUGUCAGCCGUGAGCCAGUACCGAGUCCGCGUCACCUUCUGCUCUUACUCUGUCAUGGAAAUGUGCACCAAAGGGCUGGGGACACAAACAGAUCUCCUCAGGGCAAAAAGCGUAAACCUGUCCUGCGUGCGCACGUGUAUGGUGGUUGCGGAAGAGAGACCACGGAUUGCGUUAACACAGUCCUUCUCCAAGCUGUUCAAAGACCUGGGCCUCUCUGCCCGGGCCGUGAGCACCACAUUCGGAUGCAGAGUGAAUGUAGCCAUUUGCUUACAGGGCACUGCCGGCCCCGACCCCACCACAGUGUACGUCGACAUGCGGGCACUGCGCCACGACAGGGUACGACUGGUAGAACGGGGCUCUCCACAUAGUUUACCAUUGAUGGAGUCUGGAAAGAUUCUUCCUGGUGUCAAAGUCAUCAUCGCUCACACAGAAACGAAGGGCCCCCUUGGUGACUCCCACCUGGGUGAGAUUUGGGUGAGCAGUCCACACAACGCCACAGGCUAUUACACGGUCUAUGGGGAGGAGUCUCUGCAUGCUGACCACUUCAGUGCUCGGCUCAGUUUUGGAGACACCCAGACUAUCUGGGCCAGGACAGGCUACCUGGGGUUUCUCCGAAGAACGGAUCUCACUGAUGCCAGUGGAGAAAGGCACGAUGCUCUGUAUGUGGUCGGCUCUCUGGAUGAAACCCUGGAGCUGAGAGGUAUGAGGUACCAUCCGAUCGACAUCGAGACCUCCGUGAUCAGAGCCCACAAGAGCAUUGCCGAGUGUGCCGUGUUUACAUGGACCAACCUGCUGGUGGUGGUAGUGGAACUGGAAGGCCCUGAGCAGGAAGCCCUGGACUUGGUGGCGCUGGUGACCAAUGUGGUUCUCGAGGAACACUUCCUCAUCGUGGGCGUGGUGGUCAUCGUGGACCCGGGCGUCAUCCCCAUCAAUUCUCGGGGCGAGAAGCAGCGUAUGCACUUGCGGGAUGGAUUCCUGGCCGACCAGCUGGACCCUAUUUACGUGGCCUAUAACAUGUGAAAGCAGGGCCCAGAUGCCCUAGCACUGAGA